GGGCAUUCGUUCUCAAUUCAACCAUUCGAUACCACUCCGACGGGCUCAGGCGCAACAUUUCUGACGCAAGAAAAGAGCCCUCUUUGAGCUUGAAUCGCACUGUAAAGUACGCUCUGAACUCGGCAGCCAUGUUCGCAUCGCCUCGUUCCAUUCACGCCAGCCUUUCUCCCCGACGAUGGAUCCAGACUCAGAGGGCAACUACUCCGCCGAAAAAGAAGACCCUGCUCGGGAGUCUUUCGAGCCCGACGAAGACGUGAAGGCGGAGGACGACGAUUUCGUUCCCGAGACUUGCAGCGAGUACCGCACUAGUGAUGAUGAAGGCAGCAACGUUGGCGACUCCGACGAGGUGCGCGGCGCGCUCUCCUCGGGCCACGAUGCUAGGCAACGUCCUUCUCUAAAGCGCCGAGCAGAGGACAACCCGGCAUUCCGCCCGUUUAAGCGCCAAAGGGGCACCAUCAACCUUGCGUAUCUCGAGCUGCUCAACAGAGAUAUUGACGAUGCGGCACAUCGAGCCUGUCUGGACGACGAGGUCGACCUUCCCGACACCCAGAUUGGCCUCACCAUCUGGUCGCCCCUGGAGAAACGCCAAUUCUUCGAGGCACUGUCGCGGUGUGGCAGGCACCACACUGCACAGAUUGCGGCUCACGUGGGCAGCAAGAGCGUCGUCGAGGUCCAGCACUACAUCAACUUCCUCCAAGACGCCCACCAGAGGAGGAGACUGUACGACCGCCGGGCGUUUCUCGCCACCGCCGAGUACCCUGCCGCCGUAGAGCUCAGCCAGCAGUGCUGCCACGCGCAGGAGGAGGCGGCAGACGCCGUAUCGCUGAAGCAAGAACAGCGAGAGUCGCAGCGCGAAGAGCAGAAAUGGGGUGCGGACUGGGACGUCACGCCGGACGUGGCCGUGCGACUGGACCGGGGCGACAGCCGGCCGCCGCCGUCCUUCUCGCAGCUCUUUCACACCUCGCGGUGGCUAAGGCUCUCGCAGCGCUUCUUCAUGAACUCGACCAUCCCCAACAGCAACUGGCACCAUAUUGACGACGUACCCCCCUCCAUGUGGGCGACGGCGUUUGACGACUUCCACUCCUUGGCCGUGUCCGUGACCAGGCGGCUGGUGCAAGCCACGCUCUUCAUCAGCAUGUCGAGGAUCAGGGCAAAGCGCGAACUCGUGCCCAAGACUAGAAGUUUUGUGCGGCGCAAAGACGCCGAGGCCGCGGUUGCCUCCCUCGCCAUGCCAGCGAAUGCGAGACAUCUAUGGAUGAAGAGCGCCCGCAGGCUGCGCUUGGACGUCUACGAGGAGCCACCACUCGACCGGGACGACGAGGGCGAGGAGAACCCCAUGUCGUAUGACGAGGUCGAGCGCGCGUUGGGCGACGGUAGACCGGAGGCGACGACCGGGCAGCCUGGCUACAAGCAAGAAUCCGGCUCUGAAGAGGAAGAGGAAGAGGAAGAGGAAGAGGCCGAGGACGAGGAUGAAGACGAAGAGAUGUCGUCCCAGAACGCCGAGGACUGGGACAUUGACCGCGAGGCAAAUGAGAUCCUGUGGUACUCGGCGGCCGACCUGCGCGACGUCGCGGGCACCAGGCAGGCGCUCAGGGUGCGCAUCGCGACGGAGCGGCGGCAGCAGGAGCAGGCGGACCGGUUCGACGAGCACGCCAGCGCCCGGGCCGAGAUGGACAUGUGGGAGGUGCUGCAGAGGAGGCCGCCCAUGGAGAUGCCCCGGGUGCAGGACCCCGGCCGGCUUGAGAGGUCCAACCUGGACGUGGAGAGCGUAUACCCCUUGAGGAGAGACUGGGCGGAACAGUUCAAGUAUCGCAGCGAGUGGGAGGCGCAGACGGAGUGAUACCCGUCGUCUAUGGGCUAUAACAGGGUCCUUGGUAGAUGAAUUUGGCUCACUAGGAUAAUAGCAAGUCUGUUGAUAAUUUUUUGCAUCCAAC
Messenger RNA from Purpureocillium takamizusanense, 1934 nucleotides. RefSeq lists its product as uncharacterized. The record is from RefSeq and is a predicted model, not a curated record. Gene Ontology annotation, cellular component: RNA polymerase I upstream activating factor complex. Gene Ontology annotation, biological process: transcription initiation at RNA polymerase I promoter; nucleolar large rRNA transcription by RNA polymerase I. The transcript has a single exon. Lineage: Eukaryota; Fungi; Ascomycota; Sordariomycetes; Hypocreales; Ophiocordycipitaceae. Gene Ontology annotation, molecular function: rDNA binding; RNA polymerase I general transcription initiation factor activity. Bases 176 to 1840 code for a protein of 554 amino acids.